Saccostrea echinata is the source of this 6142-nucleotide messenger RNA. RefSeq lists its product as uncharacterized. The record is from RefSeq and is a predicted model, not a curated record. The transcript is spliced from 7 exons. The coding region runs from base 45 to 872 and encodes 275 amino acids. NCBI's taxonomy places the organism in Eukaryota, Metazoa, Mollusca, Bivalvia, Ostreida, Ostreidae.
AAGCCUUUGAAAGGUGCACAGUGAAAAAAAAAACCCUCAUCAACAUGAUCAACAUGAAUUUUCUUUACCUGUUUUUGAUAUUCUUUUUGUUUGCAGACAGAGUACUUGGUCAGGGUAUCCAAAAAACCAUCACUGGCUGCAUUAGUGACAACGUUACUUUGGUCUUUGAUCUCCCUGUAAAUAAGUCUCUUACUGUGGAUAGUUAUAUUUGGUAUAAACAGAUUUUAAACCCAAAGGAUCCAAGCUUUGCCAAAUACAAAGUAGCUGAUAAAAACUUCCAAAUCUUCGUAGAUGAUGUCAAGGAUCGACUACUCCACAAUCAUGAUGAUUCAUCACAGCUGAAAAAUUUAGUUUUACUAAAUGUGCAGAAAAGUGACAUUUCUAAAUAUGUUCUUGUGAUUAAUUAUGUCAAUGUCACACAACAGUCGUCGGAGUAUGUCCUGCAAUUGUCAGUAAAAGAUGUUUGCUUUGAGAAUCCCAGGGUAAAGGAUGGAUGUGUUUUUUCAACUUGUUUCACAGGAGAAAAUGGGAAGCUUACAAUGACUAAUGAAACAGACAUGAUGCAAACUGUGAAUGGCUACACAGUGAUAAAAAAGUGUACCAAAGGUAUGUCUGUCAGCUACUUGUGUUGUAAUGCAGCCGGAAAAUGUGAGGAGCAGAUGUUCAAAGUACCAGAACAUGAUAAAGAUUCAAACAAAAAUGGUGGAUCUGCAGUUCCUGUAAUAGUUGGUGUAAUAAUUGGAGUUUUAUUAGUGAUUGCAAUCGUGGUGGCAGUAGUGUUCUUCAAGCUACGUAAAGGGAAAAAGCAGGAAAGUCCAAAGGAUGAGAAAGGUGAAGUGAAAGUCAUGCUCAACAGCGAAGAGCAAACUUAAAGGAUAAGAAUAAAUAAGAAAACAUUGGGCAUUUUGAUUUCAUCUAUUGAUUGUUAAAAAGAAUUUAUUAAGUUUCAAAAUUAUUGCAAAUUUUGUUUUUCAUAUAAAAAAAAUUGGUUUUGUCAUAAAAGCUGAUUUCAUUCUCAGUUAAGACAAUAUUUUAAACUAUUCGACAGUAUAAUGUUCAUGUUUUAUUUUGUUUGUUUUUAUUUUUUUUUAAGGGAGGGGGUUAAUAUUAGGGUGUAUAACUUCACUGAUAAUUAAUGGGAGAAGUAUACCAAUAACCAAUACUUGUUGAUUAUAAUACUAGAUUUAUUGUUUUGUUAUUGAUUAUUUUCAUUAUGCUGUGCUCCUCAGGGCAGCAAUUUUGAAAUGGAAACAGGUCUUUUUUCAUUAGCUCACCUGAGUCAAAGGCUCAAUUGAGCAUUUCUGAUUGAAGGUUGUCCAGCUUCUCUCUGUCAUGUGUUGUGUGUCAGUUUUUCACAUUUUCAAAUUUUCUGGAACCGCCAACCCAGUUUCAACCAAAUUUGUCACAAAGUAGACUUGGGAGAAAGGGAUUCAAGUUUGUUCAAAUGAAGAGUCAUUAUACAUACUUCUUUCAAAGGGAGAUAAUUAAGAAAUAGAGAAUGUUUAAAAAAAAUUCUCCACAUGAUCCACUGGGCUGGAAAAAACAAAAUUAUUGUGAAAACUUUAUGAGUGUAAAUUCAAAAUUAUCCAAAUCAUGGCUCCCAAGGGUAGGGGGGAGCAACAAUAGAGGAUGAGUUAUAAACAUGGAAUAUAUAGGAAACAUAUUUUUGAAAACCCUUUUCAAGAACAACAGGACAACAAUUAGUCAUUAUAAUAUUCAAGUAUUAUCAGAUUGUGCAGAUUCAAUUUGAGCAAAUAAUGGCCCCCAGGGGUAUUGUGUGGCAACAAUGGGAAAUCAAAGUUUUACAUGGGAUAUAUUAUUGGGAAAAUUUUUUUAAUAACUUCUUGUACAGAAUGACAGAACCAUGAUUAGUCAUACUUUAUAAAUAUGCAAGCAGUUAGUGCCCAGGUAGUGCAGAAUCAAUUCAGUUUGUUUAAGCAUAGCUCAGGGGAUAUGGUGGGCCAUAAUUUUUUACGUGAGAAUAAAGAGGAAAAGAAUCUCUAGAAUUUUUCUGAAGAUUGACUUGGGUGAGCUAUGUGGCCCAUAAGCCUCAUGAGUAUGAGAGGUCUUUUUCUUUGUUUUUAUAUUUUUUUCCGUCUGUAAUAUUACAAAUUUAAUUGUAGGAUUCCUAUGUUAGAGUUCAACUUUCUUGCUUUACACAUUAAUCUCAGCCAAACAAGUUGUUGGCAAAAAUGAGAUCCCUAAUUUAACUAGAAACUAGAAAUGAAGGACAAAACAUAUUAUCAAUCAAGGAUAUUUGUAAGAUUCUUUAUAGUGGAUGAUCCCCAGGAUAACUUUGGGCCAUAACAAGUUUUGAAGUUUUUCACUGUAGGGGAUCUUAUUUUUUAAUAGGAUAAUAGAGAUUGACAUCCAGAAAAACAAAAAUAUAGAAGCAUCAAAUUAAUCCAUGAGAUAAUCACUAAAUAUGGCCUUUGACUUCAUUUUGGGCCUAAAAAGUGUUUUCAUUAUAUACUCACCUGGCAGAGAAAGAAAUGUAACUCAAAUGAGCAUUGUGGCCCAUAGGCAUCUUUUCAGCUGAAUUUUAUUAAUUCCAGAUAUAAUACCACACUUAAAUCAAUUCCUAUCAGUUUGGUAUAACCAUGUUUACCAUGUGGAAAAUGAGGGAAAAAUGUUGAACAUGAAUAAGUUACAUUUGUAACAUAAAUACAUGUACUUUCUACAAAGUGAUUCUGAGUACAAAGAGAAAAUUCACCAAGAGCACCAUAAAGUAGAGCACUCUGCAGCAAUUGAUACCAGUUUCAUCCCCCCCCCCAAAAAAAAAACCCCUAAAAAUAGAUUUGGUGGAUACAGCAUUUUCACCACUUGCCAUCUCCUUGUCAAGUAUUUGACCAAACGGUCAUACACUAAUCAUGUCAUUAUUGAAAUCUUCCACUGGUUUUGACCUAAUCUUUUAUAUUGAAACCAUAUUAUUGAUAAUCUAUUACUGAAUAUAUAUAAAAUUCAAAAAUCAAAUAAUGUUAUCACUAAUAUAUAUAAAAUUCAAAGAUCAAAUAAUGUUAUCACUGCCUUAUUCUUGAACCAUUUGACCUCCAAAUCAAGACUUUUUUCUGGUCCCAGAAGACUCAGUGGCUUAAAUUGAAGAAAAAGCUGAAAGAUGGAGUAUUCUGUUUAAUGUGUCAACAGAUUGUCUAUUUAUGUUAAUUAAUGUAAAUGCAUGUCAGCCAUACAAGAUGAAACUACAUGUACAUUUUAUUAAAAAAAAGAAUAAAGAUUUAAGUAUGAAGUCUAGUUGUACAUCUUGGCAACUAUUCUGUGUAGUCAGAGACAUAAGUAUGUUAUAUGUCUCUGGUGUAAUGCACUAUCUACAGUAUGUCUGAAUUGAGUAUUUCAUGUGUAGCUGACUGCUCAUAGUUGUGUAUGGAUUGCUCACAUUUUGGUAGAAUGUAAUUGCUUAAUAAGCAUGAUAAGAUUUAGACUUUAAUUCAAGUUUUUACGUCCAUGUGUUGUGUUAUUGUGAAGAUUAUGUAAGUGAAUAUUUUUGUGCAUAAUAUUUUUAAAGAGCUGAGAAUGAUAGUAUUGUUUUGCUGCCUUUACCUUCAAAUCAAUUUUCAAAAGUUUAUAUAUUUGAAUGAUUUUUAGAUCACCUGAGUGACUCAGGUGACCUAUUGCUAUCUGUUUUUGUCUGUUAUUGUCCGUCAUCUGUCUGUCAUAAACUUUUGAACAUUUUCACCUUCUUCUCAUAAACCUAUGUAACAAUUUCAAGCAAUUUUGGUAUAAAGCAUCUAUGAGCAAAAGGGAGGGGGGGGGAGGGGAACAUUGUGAAUUUCUAGGUCCCUGCCCCACUGGGGCCUGAGAGAUGGGGUCAAAACCAUAAAAAUUAAUAGAAUUUUUAAAAAUCAUCUUCUUUACUACUGGACAUCAAGCAGUUAAACUGUUGGCAUGAUUAUAACAACCAAUGAGUCCUUUACCAAAAUUGUGAAAUUCAUGGCUCCAGGGUUGGGGGUUCUGGACUUAGAAUAUAGUGAAAAUUCUUUGAAAAUCUUCUUCUCUGCAUCUGUAUAUUUAGCACAAAAAAUAGGUGCAUGGUUAUGAUAAGUAAGGAUGUCUCUUAAUUAUGGAAUUCAUUGCCCCUGGGUCAGGGGUUGUGGUGUUAGGGUGGGGCUCUAUUGAUUAUAUAGAGAAAAAUGCAUUAAUUCCUUGAAAAUCCUAGUUGUAAUGAACAAGGUCAUUUUUACCAGAUUUGUGAAAUUCUUGAUCACUGGGUUAUGUCCUUACACUUGUACGGAAAUUUCUACUCUACCGAGAGAAGUUAUUCCCCUUUGCUAUUCACCUGUGAUAAUUUGCUAUUUACUUCUCUGCUCCUUGGUAUUAAGCAAAUAAAGUAAGUUUAUGGUAAUGAUGAGCAAGGAUGUCUCUUUCAAAAAUGUGAAUUUCAUGGCCCCUGGGUCAAGGAUUCAGUUGUCAGUGUUUUCUUUAGCAUGUAUGUUGAUGGUGUAUUAGCACUCACAAGUUAAUAAAUUUACAUAUACCCUAUGAUUUGUUACUGAGUACUCGACUUCUUAGUUGAUCGUCCUAUCAACUGAUCAUCCUAUUUCUCUUGCUAGUGGGUAACACAUCUUCAUCUAUCAUAUACAUGUACAUCUAUGGAUCCUUACAGUGUUGUACUAUACUCAGGUGACUGUUGAGGUCCUUGGGCUUCUCAUUCAUAUUUAUAUAGAUAAUUAUAUGGAUUUUCACAAUAUAUAAUUUAUUUUGGAAAUCAAAGAGAGGUCCCCCCUUGUUUAAUUUGAAUAAAUUUGCAUUGUACAUAAACAUACAGAAAAACUUACGGUAUAUUUAUCCAUUCUUGUGAGUUUUUAUUUAAAAUCUGGUGAUUUCUUAAAAUUCGAUUUCAAUGGAUAACAUUUUCUACCCCCUUGAUAAAAAGAGUAAUUUAGAGCAAUGAACUUUUUGACACUGGUAUUGAAAUUAUAAAUCAAUUACUAAUGAACUCUUCUUAGUUUUAAUAGCCAUAUUGCCUUUAAUGUUGAAUUAAAUGUGUGUAAAUAAAAUGUAGUCAGGAAUGGAAAGUUAAUUAGCAUGCAUAGUUUUUUUUUCUUGCAAGGAAAGUGUUGUACAUGUAUGCAUUUAUACAUGUAGGUUAUAAUUUUGUAGAAGUUAUACCUUUAUAAUAGAUAUGUAAACAAUCAUAAUGACCCAGUACAUUUUUUGUUCUUAUCAAGGUAUCUUAAACUGUCUGCUACAAGAUGCUAAUCUUGGCUAACUUUUUUUUACCUGUGGUAUCGAGUCAUCAGUGAACUUGGAGAGAUUUAAAAACAAUACACAGGUGUAAGUUCUAAUGUCCAUGUCUCAUUAGAAUGAAUACCAUCUGCAUCAGUAAGAUUGUGGGAAGUAUUAAGUCAGUUUAAGUUUAUUAAGAAACUGCCUCCUAUUUGACAAAAAUGGGGGAGGGGGGACUUUUUUAAAAAAAAAAAUCAUUUUUCAUUUAUCAUUUACGAUAGCCCUUGAAAGAAGGAGACUGGGUUACCCAUGGAUAACUUAAGAAAACAUAGCAAAUAAGAAACAUGCAAUACUUAAAUGAAAUACAUGUAGCACAGCUAUAAAAUUCAACUACCUGUGUAUAGACGAUUAGCAGAGAAUACGACCGAAGGUAGACUGCUAAACCUGGAGACAUUCACGCUUGUAAAAAUAUGUCCCACCUUCCCUGAAUUUUAUCACCAAGUUAAAAAAUUAUAGUUAUGUGAUUAUUGCAUUAAUAAUAAUUAUUUCAAAACAGAAAUAUUAAAGUUCAUGUAUCUUAAACUAAUGUAUGCCAUGUACUAUGUCAAAGGUAUCUGCAUAAAAGCAGAGGAGAAAGCUUCAAUGGUUGAUAUCCACCAAACAUCUCUGAUUUUAUACCUCAUAUUUGACAGGAUUAUAAAAAAGAAUGGAUUCAUCUUGGUGCCUGUUGUCUCUUUUAAUUGUAAACAGGUGAAAAAAAUGAAAAAAAAAGUUUGGUAUUAAUCACUUAACAUGAAGUGGUGCCAUAGAAGUCACAAGUGUUUAUUAUGCAUCUGCUUUUGCAAGACUGUGUAUUUGAUUAGUAUUUUAGCAACAUAGACAUUUUAUAGCCUACUUUUUGUACAUUUGCGCCUUGCAAUACGAUUUUGUAUAUCAUUUAAAUAAACGCUUAUUAAUCAUA